GCAGGAAGCCAGGCGCGCUGGUCGAGGCCUCGGGUGUCUGUUCCAUUCCGCUAGCAGCAAGUCGUCCAGCAAAUGUGCGCGCAUAGUAGUUUGUAGGUCGGACCGUGGCCCUGCCCUGUCUCGUAGAGGUUCGUGUGCCUAUGUUGGGCGGCAUCGUGGCUGGAGGAGCACUGGGUCGGGUGGAUGGCGUGGGAGAGGCCGCGAACGCGCUCAGCCCAGAAGAGAGUGGGUAGGAUGGACUUUUGUGAUAGAAAUGACGUAUGGGCGCAUGUCAAGCGACGAGAGAGAGUUUGCUGGCGUGCCCAGCGAUUUGCUUGUCGGAGAAACAGAAUGCAGCGUUGACCAGGAGCUCCUCACUACCCGUCGACAAGCGCGAAAAGACGCCAAGGCUGUUGACGGAAUUGAGCCUCUUCGCGCACGUGUGUCCGUUAUCGCUGCUAGCUCCCCCCGAUAGGUGA
This is a messenger RNA of Bipolaris maydis ATCC 48331, 458 nucleotides long. Lineage: Eukaryota; Fungi; Ascomycota; Dothideomycetes; Pleosporales; Pleosporaceae. The record is from RefSeq and is a predicted model, not a curated record.